This is a messenger RNA of Solanum stenotomum, 947 nucleotides long. RefSeq names its product extensin-1. Lineage: Eukaryota; Viridiplantae; Streptophyta; Magnoliopsida; Solanales; Solanaceae. The transcript is spliced from 2 exons. Bases 47 to 670 code for a protein of 207 amino acids. The record is from RefSeq and is a predicted model, not a curated record.
UGAGUGAAGCUUAAGAGCACAACAACUUCUCUUCUUUGUUUCAAAUAUGGGGAAAAUGGCCUCUCUAGUUGCUACCCUUUUAGUGGUUUUAGUGUCACUUAGCUUAGCUUCCGAAAGCUCAGCAAAUUAUCAAUACUCAUCUCCCCCACCACCAAAGAAGCCAUACCACCCUUCACCAACACCUUAUCAUCCCGCACCAGUUUACAAGUCACCACCACCACCGAUGAAGCCAUACCAUCCUGCACCAGUUUAUAAGUCACCACCACCUCCAACACCUGUUUACAAGUCACCACCACCACCAGUGAAGCCAUACCAUCCUGCACCAGUAUACAAGUCUCCACCACCACCUACUCCAGUUUACAAGUCACCACCACCCCCAACACCUGUUUACAAGUCACCACCACCACCAGUGAAGCCAUACCAUCCUGCACCAGUAUACAAGUCUCCACCACCCCCAACUCCCAUUUACAAAUCACCACCACCAGUGAAGCCAUACCAUCCUGCACCAGUAUACAAGUCUCCACCACCCCCAACUCCCGUUUACAAUUCCCCACCACCACCAGUGAAGCCAUAUCAUCCUUCACCAACACCACACCAUCCUACACCAGUAUACAAGUCUCCACCACCUCACUAUAUUUACUCCUCGCCCCCUCCUCCCCACCAUUACUAAGAAGUGACUUCAUUAUCUAUGAGGAAAAGCAAAUGUUGAGCUGAAAGGAAGGCAUUUUCUAUUUUCUAUAGGCAAUGAUAAAAGAAGAAAAUUAAAUUAUAGUAAACAAUAAUCCCCACAGAUGGCGAAGUUCUUUUGUAGCUUCAUGUUAUCUAAGUUAGUGAUAUUGUUUUUGUACUCUAUUUUUAUAUUUUACUUUUAUGUAUUUGUGUAUGUUUGUUCGAUCUUCUUGCUAAAUGAGGAGAUUAUGAGAUGAAUAAAAUCAGUUAUUACUAUA